UAAUGUUGUCUAAUAAAUCUUCUAAAAAAAAGAAGCAACUGUCUGAUAUUGCUGCUCCUGGUGGUAAUUAUGGGCGUGGGAAGUCUGGUGUGGUCGCGUCUUCCAACACUGCCAUAUCAAAGUAUGCAAAUUAUACAAAUGCAAAAACUGUCAAGACUCUUGCAGCCAAACAAAAGGAGAUAGUAGAAACUUUAACAAUCGAGCAAAAUAAAUCAAUACAGAAAAUGAAUAAUGAUAAUGCAAAUCUUAUUAAAUCCAUAAGUAAUGAUCAGAAAAAGACUGUAAAAAAUUUAACCAGUUCAUACGAGAAGACUAUCAAGAAUCUAAGCGAUAAUCAUAAAGAA
Molecule: messenger RNA, 344 nt
Organism: Dentiscutata heterogama
Lineage: Eukaryota; Fungi; Glomeromycota; Glomeromycetes; Diversisporales; Gigasporaceae
Source: the annotation of a GenBank genome assembly